GGAUUUAGGCACCUAAGUCCCAGUUUUGGCUGCACUAUGAGCCACAAAACUCUUGCCAAAACCUGUGAAAGCCUGGCUUAACAUGAGUCAUUAAACACGGGGGAGGCCUCAUUUCUUGGAAGACAGGAUUAGGAAGGUAACUAGAUCAGCAGGCUGAAAACAAAACAUUUGUGCUAAGAUAAGUAAAUAGUCACUGAGCUAAAAGACAGAAUGUCUGAGCUAGCUUAAAAUAAGAGGGGGAAUACCCAGAGAAUCAUUUACUAAAAACAAGCUAACAAUGGAUAAGAGAAGACUGGAACACAAGAUGCGGUGAAGAGUAAGUUGGGCAUGGACAGAACAUGCUGUAGAAGAGGGAUUGGUUCCUACAAAAUGACCAAGCCAACCCCAAAAAUGUGAUGCACUGUAUUGUGUGAAUGUAUAUAAAGGAAGCGGUUUGCUGUGUAACUUUGAAUAUGUGGUAUGCCCAUACCCACCUCCUACGUUUGAGCUUGAUUAACUCCACAUAGCUUUGCUGUAUGCCAAAUAAAAGCACCUGAGUAUUGAGACUGAAGUCAAACAGAGUUCUCUGGGAACCAAGUGGAAAUAGGUCUCAGGGGAACCUCAACAAUCUGUAGGUGCUUAAGUUCACGCAGCACCUAAGCUUUCCGAGUAAAAGUUCCCAAGCCGCCUAAGUUUCUGCUUCAGUGUAAGCAUCAGGACAUUAUUUCCCACCUAACCCCCAGAAUGAUCCACACACUAGGUGAAAAACAGGAAUUCAGCCAUAUAAAUCACGUUCAGGGCUCAAACUGGUAGGCAUGCUCAGAAACCACCUACCAGAUCAGGUCCCAUUCAGAAGGAGCCAGACACCUUAUACGUUUUAAAUAAAUGGUUAGCACAAUUGCAUGGGAGUGAUGUGGGCGAACCAGGUUUAAUCCCCCUCUCUGCCAAAAAUAGACAAAGGAUUUGAAUAGGGGUCUCCCACCUCUCAGGAGAGUUCUCUAACCAAUGAGCUAUAGCAUAGUCUGACAUAGGGCUCCCUCAGUCUCUCCUGUUGAAGCUGUUCCCCUGUGGCUAAAUAAUAAAGAGUAGUUGGAGCAUGGGACUGGACUCAAGGUCUCCCACCUUCUAGACAAACCCUUAGCCACAACACUGAAGAUGAGACAGGGCUGCUUUAAGAGAGCGUUGAAACGGUCAUCUGAAACUUGCUAAACAUUACGCUUUAGGGAUUUGCAGCAUGUCGCAAGUUCCACACUGCAGGAUCCAACCUAUACCAGUUCACCACGUAACCACCCAGCUUCGAGACUGUGCCAGCUGUUCCUAACCAAGCAGUAGGUCUUUUUUGCUCAAGUUUCAGCCAGGACCUUUACACUGGAUUUUGAAAUUGGCUGUAGAAGCCGCCUACUAGAUUAGUACAAAGAGCAGAAAAUAAUCCCAAAAGCGAACAGAGCUGCUUCAUAGACUCUGCAUUCUGCAUAAACUUCAGGGGCCCUUAUUUUUACAUAAAGAGGCUCUUCUCAGGGCAGGUCCUACUUAGAAGUGGGAAUGGCAAAGGCAGUGGUCCUGUUUCUCCGUAUUUGCGUGCAGCUGCUUGCCCUGCCUAUAUACUUGCUAUCGUUCCUGGGCAUAUGGGACCCAUUCUGUAAGAAGAUAUUCUUUCCCUUCGUAAUGGAGAAGUUAACUGUGAGUUACAACCGGAGGGCGUCAGGGCACAAACAAGAGCUGUUCUGCAACCUGCAGGAGUUUGCAGGCUCCUCGGGGGAACUGACUUUGCUGGAAAUUGGGACUGGCACUGGCGCUAACUUCCAAUUCUACCCACCUGGCUGCAAAAUUACCUGCACUGACACAACACUCAACUUCCAGGAUGGCCUCGCCAAGAGCAUGGCACAGAACCAGCACCUCCAGUUUCAGUCCUUCCUGGUGACCCCAGGGGAGGACUUGAACCAAGUGGCUGACAGCUCUAUGGAUGCAGUGGUUUGCACCUUGGUUCUGUGCUCAGUGCAAAGCAUAGAGGGUGUCUUGAAAGAAGUUUUGAGAGUACUCAGAACUGGUGGGGCAUUUUAUUUCUUAGAACAUGUAGCUGCAGAUCCUUCAAGCUGGAGCUAUUUUUGGCAGCAAGUCUGCUAUCCAACCUGGAAACUUGUGUUUGAUGGAUGUCACCUCACAAGAGAGACCUGGAAAAACCUUGAACAGGCCAAGUUUUCAGAAAUAAAGUUACGGCACAUACAAGUCCCAUUAUACUGGACUCCAGUUCAGUCUCAUAUCAUCGGAUAUGCUAUAAAAUAAUUUUCACUGUGCUGCGAUGUAUGCACUUUUUAAUGGUUUGCUUCUGUACAAAUCAUCUACAGUAACUCCUCACUUAAUGCUGUGUUGUUCAUUGCUGAUCAAUUAGAGAACAUGCUCAUUUAAAGUUGCACAAUGCGCCCUUAUAAGUUGUUUGGCAGUCACCUGCUUUGUUCACUGCUUGCAGAAAAGGCAGCCUGUUGGAGCUACCUGGUGGGGGCUUGAAACCAGGGUGGACCUAAAGCUCCCCAUCAGCUUCCCUAAGUACCCUGUGCAGCAGUUGCCCAGCAGGCUAUCAAUUGCCAGGCAGUUCAGCUGUCCCUCCCCACACUGCCCUGUGCUGCUCCUGCUCCUCUGCCUUGGAGCUCCUCCCAGAAGCCUCCUGCUUGCUGGGCGAGGGGAGGAGGGGAGAAAGGAAGAGGGGUACUAAUGUCAGGGUGUUCCCCUCUCCCCACUCCUGUACCCUAUCUCCACAGAGCAAGGGUGGGGACACCACAGGACUCUGGAUGGAGGGAGCUUGCUGGCAGCAGCAACUGCUGUCUCAACUUGCAGAUCUACUUAAAAAAACAGUGUAUUUAGAAGGAGAUCAGCAUACUUACAGGGGCAAUGCAAAUCUCUCUCUCUCUCUCUCUCACACACACACACAC
Messenger RNA from Gopherus flavomarginatus (Mexican gopher tortoise), 2906 nucleotides. RefSeq names its product putative methyltransferase-like protein 7A. The coding region runs from base 1522 to 2262 and encodes 246 amino acids. The transcript is spliced from 2 exons. Lineage: Eukaryota; Metazoa; Chordata; Testudines; Testudinidae. The record is from RefSeq and is a predicted model, not a curated record. Gene Ontology annotation, molecular function: S-adenosylmethionine-dependent methyltransferase activity.